AUGUUGGAGAACACAGCAACGGACACUGUUGAUCAACAACAACAUCCCAAGAAAGCAUCACCUCCAUCGGAAACAACAAGUAAUGUAAAAUCACUAAAUCUUUCAUCAAGCCUAAACAUCAAUACAACCAGCACCACUCACACCAAUGAUGAGAACUUGUAUUCAUCAUCAUCAUCGUUGUCUGAACCUAAGAAAUGUACAAUCAAAACACAAACCCACAGUUCUUCUCCUCGCAAGCACACUGUUUCUCCCAAAAGUCCUAUUAGGGAUCAUGCUGUUUCAACGCCAUAUCAAAACACCAGUAACAAUCAUCAAACUCAUGAUUUAUUGUCUCACGAAAAGGUGAUUCAAACAGCAUUACCUCCCUUCUUUACACCCCACCGAGUCAACCAUUAUACUUCACCUGUAAUUCACUACGAUAGGAACUCAUCGAUCAUUCUAACUUGUAAAUAUACACCACAAAACUAUAAGGGUCAUGUCAUCCUUCCUCUCGAUACAGAAACUGUCUAUUGUGUAAAGGUGUCUUUGAAUGUGGGAUCAAUUGCUCAAUUGGAAAAUGAUGCAGAGAUUUCAAAAUAUUUGCACAAGGAAAGCUCAAAAGAUGGAUUAAGCGCUGCUCCCAAAGUGCUGGCGUAUUUAAGUGAUUACUUUAUAUUAGUGAGAGAGUUCAUUCAUGGAGAGACGUUUAGAUCAUAUAUUGACAAGUCUUCGCUGUUAACAAAUAUCAAUACCGAUACUGUUGCACCCGAAAUUGACGAGCUAGCAAAAUUAUUAAGAAUGGCCAUAGAAGCCUGCGAUGUGCUUGAACAGCUUCAUUCACUACGCAUUUGUCAUUGUGACGUACGACCUGAAAAUUUUAUGUACGACACACAACUUUCUUGUGUUCGAUUGAUCGAUUUUGGGCUUUCAAACUUUUUACCACUCGAUAAUCCUUUCAUUUACACGAAUAGACCAAAAGGCUGUUUCAAGUAUAUGGCACCUGAAUCCACUGGAAAAAUACCUAAACCAAUUGGAUUUCAUAGCGACAUUUAUAGCUUUGGGUUUGUGCUGUUUGAAAUGAUAUCAAAAGAGCAUCCGUUUGGUAACAAACUAAAGAACACGGAUUACAUGUAUUGUCAUAUUGCCCAAGUUCCAGAGCUAUUGAUCACUAAUCUUUCAAAACGAGGAAUGCUUAACGCACAACACAACUCUUCCAUAUUGAAUAAUACCAUUUCUGCUCUCUCUUUGGUCAUUUCUAAAAUGGUACAAAAAUCCAUAGAAAAGAGAUAUCUUAGUAUAAGUGGAGUGAACCAAGAUUUAUCCUUCAUUUUGUCAUGUUUGACAUCAAAUGACACUGUGAGCUUGAACAAUUUUACUCCGGGACAGUUUGAUGUUCAAACCUGUAUGAAAAUUCCUUAUGUAGUUUAUGGACGAGAAGACGUAAUCAUUAAUAUUUCGUUAGCUCUAAAUGAAAUGAUGGACUCUCAAUCUCCCAAAGCUGUAUUAAUUUCAGGCUACAGCGGUAUUGGAAAAUCUUGUGUUGUGAGAGAGUUCAGAAACAAGGCAAGAGAAGACGUGUUAUAUUUCGAGGCCAAAUAUGAUCAAAAUCAUAACAUACCCUUCUUUGCCAUUAACACGGUUGUUAGUGAAAUUACAGAAGCAUCGUUAGGGGAAUCCGAACAAUUUAUACAAGAAUUCAGAGAACAGCUAGUUUCACAUUUGAAUACUAGCCAAAUGGAUAUGCUUUGUGACGCUAUUCCAAAUCUGUCCAUACUUUUCUUUUCAUUUCAAAAACGUCCAAAUGCCCUUGUCUUUAAGGACGAGCACAAUGAAAAUAUGAAAGUAUUUUCUCAAUCAAUUAUUCACCUCUUACGAGUGUACGCACAAAUGAAAAGAAAGAAUCUUUGUAUUUUCCUAGACGAUUUGCAAUGGGCAGAUUAUGAAAGUUUGACCUUGCUUAAAGAAGUACUAGGAUUGGGCCAGAGCGAAGCAUUUCCUUUCCUGCUGAUAGGAGCUUUCAGAAAUAAUGAGCUCCGUGCUAACAAUCUACACCCUCUCAACAUGUUUAUUCAAUCCAUCAAAAUGAAAAAUGUGAUCACAGAGAUUGAAUUAUCAGAACUAACAGAAGAGCAAUGCAAUUUGCUUGUUGCAGAGAGCGUUCACAGAAGUCUUUCUGAUACAGCCAAGCUUACAUCAAUUCUAUAUUCCAAAACUCAAGGAAAUCCCUUUUUCCUGAAACAGUUAUUAGUAUCCUUGUUUCGGGAGGGAAAAAUUUUCUUUAACAAGUCUCUUCGUCAACUCUCUUGGAAUUUGGAGGAAAUUGAGAAGGCGCAAUAUACCCAGAAUGUGGUUGAAUUUUUGUUGUUAAAAUUUGGAAAUAUGGAGCCAGCAACAAAAAAAGCCAUCAGUUAUGCAUCUUGUAUUGGUAACAAAUUUUUAUUCCAUGAGCUAAGGGAGCUUAUGAAUAUUGACACGCAAGAAUAUUCAACAUUGGAAUUGAAGGAAGUAAUUAGUCAAGCGAUUAAGGAGGGAUGGAUCAGUUAUUUGGAUUGCAAGACGCUUCGAUUUAAUCACGAUAGAUUACAACAAGCAGCAAACGAGUCAAUAUCAGAACAAACCAAAGCUUUCAUUCAUUACAAAUUUGGUAAAUUUAAACUAAAGCAAGUUGAGGCUGGAGAAAUCGUGCUUGACGAUGUUAUCUUUGAAAUCGUGGCUCACUUGAAUUAUAGAUCCAAGGAUCCUAAAAUCUUAAAAUCACCGGACAAGAGAAGAUAUUUACUUACUCUCAAUAAGCUUGCAGCCAAAAAAGCUGUUAAUACUUGUGCUACGGAGCAAGCUCAAGUAUUUGUUAAUACUGCUAUUGACUUUCUCAAGAUGGAAGAGCAAGACGUUUGGGAGGGAUCACUCUACAACACUGCUUUUGAACUCUUGAUGGCUCAAGGCAAUUGCGAAUACGUCACCAAUGUGGAUAUCGCCAUUCAAACCUUCAACUCUGCCAUUCAAAAAGCAAAAACCAAAUCUCAUUUAUUUGAGGCAUGUUAUCAUGCUAUCAUGGCAUAUUUAUCUCAAAGCAAGUAUGAACAAGUGUAUGAUGUUUUAUCAAAUCAUGUAUUCACAUCAUACGAACAGCUAAACUUUUUACAUGAGACACUGGAUAAAGAAUAUUUACAGCUGUGGAUUGAUAACAAGAUUUCCAUUAUGAAACAGCAAUUGAUACCAAAGUUAAGCAAGACAGAUAUUAUCGAAUUACCAGAGUUAAAAGACCCAGAAACGGUUUAUUUGGUGCACUUGAUUGCUCAAUCUGCUCCUGCUGUGUAUCAUAUUAACAAGCCACAUACGAAACUUGUAUUGCUAAUCAUGCUCUUGAUGGCCACUGAAAUUGUGUUGACUAAGGGCUUGUGCCCAUUGGCUCCACUUAUUCUUACUCAAGUUGGAGGAAUGUGGUGCAUCCACGAUUUCUAUCCUCAGAUCAAUGUAGUAGUAGAAGCUGGUGUCGAUCUUGCAAGGACCAGGUUUAAGAAUUUGCACAAUUUGGCAAGCUGCUUACUCUUAAAAGAAAUGUCAUAUUUCAUAUUUCCAAAUAUUAAUGCACAGGAAGUAUGGAACAUUACUGAAGAGGCCUUUCUAUUGUCGAUCAAGUCUAACAACAAGUCGUUUGGAGGUUUUGCGAUCAUGUGGUAUCCCUUCCAUCACUUCUUUUACACGAGUUGUGAUAUGAAAACUUCUAUUGAGUUGAGCAAAAAGAGUAUUCAAAUUUGUAAAAAUGUGGGCAAUUACAUGUUACUGGAUGCAAGCCAAAUGAUACUCGAGAUGAAGAGGGUGUUGAGUGGUGAGAGUGAAUCAUUCGAUCCCACCUAUCAUUGUGAGAAUAUUGUUCAAUAUCCAUUCUUUAGGCAGCUACAUUUUAUGUUUAAAGGCAUCACAUGUUUCUUCCAGCAAAACUAUGGAGAGGCCUUUUUGUGUAUGGAAAAAUCAUACGAGUAUCGACAAGACUCAGUGGGCCUGUGCUCCACAUGGAUUGAUAUUGUAUUUCAAGGUUUGGUCUCGUGUGCUUAUCAGAGACACUUGAUUUCAACCAAUAAUCAAAAUCCCGAUUUAAUUCAUAGAUGCGAAGUAUUGGUUGAUUAUUCGUUGAAAAUGCUUGAACAAGUUUCACAAGCCAAUCCUCUGGUUUUUUUAUGCUCUCUAGAAUUAGUUAAAGCAGAAGAUUUAUAUUGUAGAUAUUUGAAAUACGGAGAGGAGAAUUCCAGGAGUAUCAUUAGCUGCUUAAAUAAGAGUUUAAAGUUAGCUAUUCGAGAUAGAAAUCAUUUUAUUGCGAAAAUUGCCAAUUGGAAGAUGGGAGAGCUUUAUAAAUCGCUGGAAAUGGACGACUAUGUUUCUGGAAGCUAUUUUUCGAGAGCAUAUGAUCAAUUUUUAGAGAUGGGACUAUCCAUUGUGGUGGAUCAUAUUUGGGACAAUUAUCGGUACCAAAUCGAAGAGUAUAACCGUGAGACAUUGUCACAAAAGAAUAGUACUGCUUCAUACACCUCAAGCUCUGUGAGUUCGUCAGACAAAUCCUCCUCACAAUCACAAGAACUUACUCUGUCCGCAGUGACCAAAAGCAGAAUCGCUGAACAAUCUGAAUUAGAUUUUAAGGAAAUAUUUAUUUCUAUUUUACCCUUGUUGAGUGAGCAUACUGACGCGAGUCGAUGUUGUUUACUGUUAAAGAGAGAUUCCAAGAUUAAUCUUGAUGCUGAAUUUAACGCUGAUAUUUACGCCUCUGAGAAUACUCCACUUCCCACCGUGAAUCAUGAAAAUAUUUCCAUUGACAAGUUUGCAGAUACACUUCCCUUAAAACUCAUUUAUCGAACACUACGUACGAGAGUAGAGCAAAAGAAUUUACAAGAGGGAGACGUGGAGUCUUACUUUUCCAAGAAUAGAGUGGCCUCUGCGUUGUGUAUUCCAAUCAUUCGAGAUAAGAGUGUCCUAGGUUGUGUCUACUUGGAAAAUCGAGAAACAGAGGAUGUCUUUACAGUAGAAAAGAUUUCCAUUGCCAAGUUGAUCAUUUCCAUUAGUAUUGACAAUGCCACCAUCUUCAACUCGAUUAACAAGUCAUAUGCAAGAUUUCUUCCAGCUGAGUUUCUCAAACUAUUAGGAAAGAGUCACGUCACAAAAAUUAGACUUGGUGAUGCAAUUUCUAGAGAGAUGACUGUUCUCUUUUCUGAUAUUUAUGGAUUUACUGAUUUAAUGGAAAAAUUUUCGGCGAAAGAAGGAUUUAGUUUUAUCAACAAAUUACUUUUUCAGAUUGCUCCACCAAUAAGCAGGAACUCUGGAUUCAUAGAUAAGAUUCUUGGUGAUGGUAUUAUGGCUCUUUUCACAGAUCCUCAAUCUGCCGUAAAUGCAGCACUGGAAAUGAUUUCUCAACUCGAGGCUUUCAAUAAGGAAAAUAUUUUCAACAUUAAGCUAGGAAUUGGUAUCUCCAAUGGUACGGUUAGUCUAGGAACGAUUGGAUACGAAGAAAGACUGGAUGCUACUGUCAUUUCGGAUACCACAAAUGUUGCUUCUCGUUGCGAAAGUCUUUCACGUAAUUUCAAGUCACGAAUUAUUGUCACUGAAGGAGUCAUCAACGCCAUGAAACUGACGCCAGAAUCUGCCUGUACUGCAAUUUAUCUUGGAAAAUUUAUUUUGAAAGGAAAACAGGUUUACAAAGACUUGUAUGACAUACGAGGAAAGAAUUGGCAGAGUGGUAUUGCAGUUUCCGAUUUCGAACAAUCAACACUCACUGAAAUUGUGAGCUUGUUCCAACACAAAAACUUCAACAAGUGUUCACAUUUAGCGAAGGAGAUGACACAACAAACAGACCAUCCGUUUGUUUCAGCCAUGUGUGGACUGUAUUUACAAGCUUGUGGAAUUUAUCAUCGUUGUCGACUUCCAGAAAAUUGGGCUGGUGAAAUUCGUCUGAGUAAGGACGGAGAACCCAAACCUUACUAUUUGGAUGAUGUGAUAAAACAAUAA
This is a messenger RNA of Naegleria lovaniensis, 5973 nucleotides long. RefSeq lists its product as uncharacterized. The transcript is spliced from 7 exons. The coding region runs from base 1 to 5973 and encodes 1990 amino acids. The record is from RefSeq and is a predicted model, not a curated record. Gene Ontology annotation, molecular function: ATP binding; protein kinase activity. Gene Ontology annotation, biological process: protein phosphorylation; cyclic nucleotide biosynthetic process; intracellular signal transduction. NCBI's taxonomy places the organism in Eukaryota, Heterolobosea, Eutetramitea, Acrasida, Naegleriidae.